AUGUUUUGGGAAUGUCAUAUUGUCACAUCUUCAAUCGAUAAAUUAUUGGAUGAUUUUGAAAAUUUAAAAUUACAAGAUUUAUUAGAUGAAAAUGAUUUAAUUCAAGAAUGUUUGUCACAAAAUAAACGUUUAAUCGAUUAUUUAACACAAUCGACUGUUAUGAAUGAAUUAUUACAAUAUAUUAUUCAUUUACCAUCGGAAGAAAUUAAUGAACGUAAACGUUUUCGUUAUUCUCAUGUUGUCAGUGAAUUAUUAUCGGGUGAUUUUCAACGUAUACAAGAUACAUUAUUAGAACAAACAAAUUUAGAUACUUUAUAUACAUUUUUAACAUUAAAUGAGACGAAACAAGAAAAUAAUGAACCGUUAUUGAAUCCAAUAUUAGCUAGUUAUUUUUCACGAAUAAUGAUUACAUUAAUAAUUCGACGUCCACAAGAAAUACUAGAAUAUCUAAAAUCAAAAGAAACAUUUAAAGAUGAUAUUUUAAAGCAUUUGGAUACAACAUCAAUUAUGGAUAUUCUUUAUCGUUUAAUAUCGGAUAGUGGUGAAUAUCGUUCAGAUGCUAUUCAAUGGUAUGAGCAAAUAAAUAUGAUCGAUUCGAUAAUAGAACAGUUUUUACAAUCAAAUUCAUCGUCUGUACAUGUAAAUGCUGUUAAUUUAUUAAGCGAUUUUAUUCGAUUUGGAAUUGAUCAAACAACUUUUGAUGAUGGCAUUGUUACCAAUAACAACAAUCCGAAUAUUUUAAUGAGUGAGAACGGGAUGAUGAUGAUGAUGAUGCAAAAUGAAGGACUUCAGUCAAAUGAUAGGUCACCUCGUCUACCUAAUUCGUCUUAUCCUGAUGAACAUAAUGAUAGUCAAUCACGUUCACACCCAUCAACGCCAUCCUCAUUAACAAAACUUCUUCCUAUUGUACUUAGUCAACGAAUUAUAUCCAAAACAAAUUUAGAACGUAUAUUUGAUACCAUGGUUGAAUACCAAAAUAAAAAACCUAGUUUAUUAAUAAAUGCAUGUGACUUUUUUGCCACAACUUUGGAAUUGCUAUCCAGACAUAUGCCAGCACCAGUAUGUAUAUCAUUGAAUAAUUCAACAAGUCCCAUCAAUACAAAUACAUCAGCAACACUAAAUAAUACACAACCAUUUCAAACGUCAACAACAACAAAUGACGAUCAAAUAACAAAAGGAACCAAUGGCGAAGAGGAUGAAGAAGAUGAUGUAUUUAAUGAAAAAAACAGCGAUAAUAACAAUCGGAUGCAAAUUAACGAUGAAGAUGAUACGUUAACUUCCAGUAAACAGACAACAAGGACGAGCCAGACGAAUUUGAUUUCAUCGCAGCAGCAGCAACAACAACAACCAUCUUCACCAUCAGCACUUCAAAACGAUCCAUUAGUGCGUGCCUAUAUCACGUUUUUGAGUGUACUAUCAACUCGUUUACCACCGCUAAUUAAUUUAUUAAAUGUACCUUGUCCAUCGUUAAUAAAACAGCUAGAAAUUUAUUCUAUUAUUCGAUUACUAUUUCAUGAUGUUAUAUAUUCCAUGAAUAAUCCAAGCAAAAUAUGGACACGAACACCAUUGCCAUCACAACAUGAUCAAAAUUCAACAAUUGAUAAAUCAACAGUAAACGAAUCGUUUUCUCCAGCCAGUUCAUCAUCACCUCAACAUAAACACGAUCAACCAAAUGUAUCAUACAAUGUUUUAACCAUAUCCGAUAAUAAUAAUUCCUCUUCUACAUUCCAUCUUAAAAAUCGAGGAAUCUAUACUUUAUUUCAAUCAUUAAUGAACGAUUCAAAUUUAUUUGAACGUUUACUUGAUCAAUAUGAGAUGAUUUAUUUAUCAUCAUUAAAACUCGCUAGUGGACAACAAACAUCGUCAUCAUCAAUUUGUACUAAUUUUUGUUCACCUAAUUCCGGUCAUAUUUCAACAAUUUUGCGUUGUCUACGUGAUCAUGCAUCAUUCUUUGAUAAUUAUCAAUUAUAUUUGAGAAAGAUCGAUAAUGAUAAAAAAGAAGACGAUGAACAAAUAGAAGAUAAUAUGCUUGAAUCAAAAUGGCAAACAACUGUUGAACGAUUAAAUUUAGAUGAAAAAAAAUGGUCAUCAAGUAAUCCAGAUAAUCGUUCAAAUAUGAAUAAUAGUACCAGUGGUUUAUUUGGUUCAGAUGAAACAAAUAGUCUAUCAAGACGUCAUAACUAUAAUAAUCGUUGUUUUGGAUCAAGUGGUCCCAGUUAUUUAGAUGAAGAUGAUGAUGAUGAUGAAGUAGAACGUUUUGAAAUUGAAGAUGAUGAUAUUCCAAAUAAUCAAUCUGAUUCAAUAGCAAAUGAACGUAAAGUUGAUCAAAUGAAAAAAACAACGUUCGUUGCACAAUUUCCAACCACAUCGUUUAAUGAACAAUCAUUAUGGGAUCAAUCUGAUGAUAGUACAAAAUCUAAAAAUGAUUUAUCAUCUCAAAAUAAUAAACCAAUUUUACCUGAUCUAUUAGAAAAUCAUCGACAAAAUUUAAAUAUACAAAAAUCAUCGGCCGAACUUAGUUUUGAACAAUUAUGCUCAUUAAGAGCAAACGAUUUGGGACCAUUUAAUAUAAAUACAAUUAAUGAUGAGGGUACCAGUGCGAAUGAUGACAUUUGGAAAGAACGUCCUAUAUCAUUUACCGAUCGUUCGAUGAUAAUUCAACAUUCAGAUAAUAGUGAUGAUAAUGAAAAACAAACUCAAUCAAAUUCAAGUUCCUCUUCGUCUUCUUCCGAUGAAAAUAAUAGUGGUAAUAAAAAUUUAAUAACACAACAGAAAAAACAACGUAAACAUAAAAAUAAAAAUAAAAAUAAUCAUCAAAUUCCAACAACAACAUCAACGAGGAAAACAUUAACAAUAUCUGAUGAUGAGGAUGAUAAAUAUUUUUUAUCAACACCAACUGAAAAUCCAUCGCGAGGAAAUAAUAUGAAAGAAGUAUUCAGUAAUAUGUCUACACCUGAACUUAAUUUAAUAAAUGGUUUAUCAUCAACAAGUACGCCAAAUUGGGCUAAUUUUGACAAUAUUAAUAAACAUAAUAACAGUACCAAUGAAGAUGAUCAAACGCCCAUUAGUCCAAUGGAGCCUGUUUCAAGCAGUACCCCAGAUCGUAACAGAAUGCUCCAAGAUACAGAAACAGUAGAAAAUUGUAAAACAACUUUAUUAUUACCGCCACCACCCCCCUCACAACAACAACAACAGGAACCAAUGGAUCUUGAAAUAAAACAAUCAUUACCUGUAGAAGACGACAAUUCAUUAGAAGAUAAUUUUAAUUUCCUAGUAUCACGUGGUUUUUUGAAAAAAUCAACUUCACCAUCAUCAUCUGUUGAAAAAUUCACUUCUGAAAAAUAG
Didymodactylos carnosus is the source of this 3345-nucleotide messenger RNA. The record is from the annotation of a GenBank genome assembly. Lineage: Eukaryota; Metazoa; Rotifera; Eurotatoria; Philodinida; Philodinidae.